AUGUUGGUUGGUUGCGUUAACGAGGAAGAGAUAAUGCGAGUAUAUAAACAGCUUAAGAAGCACUUUGAUAUCAACUGUCUUGGUGAAGCUAGACAAUUUUUGGGUUUGGAGAUUACAAAGGAUCCAGAAGGAAUAUACAGCUUGAGUUUACAUUCACAUAUUAAAAGAGUCAUUGAGACAUUUGGCAUGAAGGAUGCCAAAGUAACGCGAACUCCAAUGGAUCGAGGCUACAUGAAAAACGAAAGUAAAAGUGAAGCAAUGAAAGACAUUACCAUGUACCGUAGUCUAGUUGGUGCUUUAAUGUACAUCGCGGUCUGCGCUAGACCUGACAUUGCCGUCAGUGUUGCGAUUUUAGGGCGUGAGUUCAGUACCCCGUGUGUCAAAGACUGGAUAGCAGCGAAACGAGUUCUCCGACAUUUAAAGGGUACAGCUGAUUGGAAGUUGAGACUAGGUGGAUUGAAUAAAGGCGAUCUUGAAGCAUUUUCUGAUUCCGACUGGGCGGGAGAUCCAACAACUCGAAAGUCAACUACUGGAUUUGUAGUAUUUUUCGCAGGAGGAGCUGUUUCAUGGGCAAGCAGACGUCAAAGCUGCGUUAGCCUCUCUUCUAUGGAGGCAGAAUACGUGGCUUUGGGAGAAACAUGUCAAGAAGUGAUAUGGCUGAGACAUCUGUUGGAGGAUUUGGGUGAAAAGCAGAAGAAAGCUACUAUAAUACAUGAAGAUAACCAAGGAUGUCUAACUUUUGUGCAACUUGAAAAAACUAGCAGAAGAUCGAAACAUAUCGAUACGAAGAAGUGCUUUAUUCGUGAUCUUUGCGAGCGUGAAGUUAUUAAACUGGAGUAUUGUCCGAGCGAGAUGAUGCGUGCAGAUAUUUUCACUAAACCUUUAGGAUGUGUGAAACAUCAGAACUUUACAACUUUAAUCGGUCUUCAAAGCAGUCGAGGUGAAACCGCUGAGGAGGAGUGA
Molecule: messenger RNA, 963 nt
Organism: Malaya genurostris
Lineage: Eukaryota; Metazoa; Arthropoda; Insecta; Diptera; Culicidae
Exons: 1
Coding region: 1-963 (320 amino acids)
Source: RefSeq, a predicted model, not a curated record